GUAAACGAUUAUAGAAUGAAAACUGCGAAACCGCACCGCGCGCAUUUCGUUCGCCAGUUCCAGUUAAGGAUUCAGCGCAUGCGCAUGUGUUUGAUUUUUCAAUUAAAUUGAUUUGGAAGAAAAGCGAGAUUUCAAACUUUAGGUGAUGGGAACAGAUAUGUGCAGGAUACACCUGCCGAAAGUAAAGCAAUUGCUUACAAGUUUUGAAAGGGAACCUAAAGAAAUUCGGGGAAGGGAAAUAAAACUGUGGUUCUUGACCGGAGAAGAAAUAUUCAAAACUCUAUUCGCAGUGGGUCAGAGUGUUGAAUGGCGCUACCCAACAAUUAAAGAUCAUAGUGACGUAUCUGACAUCUGUUCUAAGGUAACAGCCAAUAAAGUCUGGCUUGAAUCUUUUAUUAGUCUUUACCCGAACUUUCGCAUCAACUUGGAUUUAACCUGCUCAGCAGACGAUAUUUGCAAAGUACGUUCCGGAAUAGAUGUGCUAAUAAAAGGAUUUUCUAGCAUCAGUCCACAAUUUGACAAAGUGUUAGAAAACAUUAACGAAGAAGUUGUGGAAUUCGACAGGUGCCUAAAGAUUUGGGUGGAAACUGGACAUCGCCCUGACUUUCGGAAUAAACCUACCGGUUUGCAUCAAGAUCAUUGGUGGUGGUUUUAAUCUAUUUGAAUGAUAGAAUAAUUGUGAUAUAAAAUGGAGGUAGAUGAAGAUAAAUGGGUUGAAAAGGCUUUAGAAAAUGUUAAAAAAUAUCUUAACAGAGGUGGAGAUCUCCAAGGCGAUAUUCCACAGUUUCUAGGAGGGUCAGAGCUACUUAACACCAUAGGUAUGGCUAUGGGUUUGCCUAUUUGCAAUCCAUCAGAUUGGUCUCAGUAUGAAUUAGAGCAAGCACUUAGCGGGCAACUAGUUUUCUUCAAAGGAAAAUCCUUAGAAGCUAUCAACGCCGUUGCUGAAACAAUCCGUAAUUGUUGCGACGGAGAUGAUAAAAAUUAUGUUACCGUAUUACCUAUUGAACUGUAUUUCAAAGGAAAAUUAUAUGAACUACCCAUAUUCAGAGUUCACAGAUAUCGUGAGUCCAAAAAGUACUAUGUUGACAAUACUGGUAGGUACUAUGACAGCGUCAGUGAUUGGUACGAUAACAACAAAUUGCCUCCUUGUAGAAUGGGGUAUCCAGCUGAUCUAACACUGAAACUCCGACCUGGAUACACAUAUCCUCAUGUCCUCCUAGCGGACACUCCACCAGCAAGAGUAGGACCUAAGACAGCGAGAGUUGUUGAUACUGUCAGUGCAGUUGCCGGUAUUUCUUCCGGCGUGGGUCUGUUAUUUGCAUCAGGUGGUUUAGCAGCUCCUUUUGUAGUAGCUGGAGUAGCUAGCGCAGUUUGGGGUUCCGCCCGAGCAUCCAAUACACUAUAUGAUAGAGCCAGCCAUGGAGAAUCUGUUAACCCUUUCACUAAUUCAGAAUCAAGAAUGUUAUGGUUAGGUAUUGCCGCCAAUAUAGCUAGUUUUGGUGCUAUGGGCGCUACAAUGAGACUGACAUCACUGGCGGCGCGCGGCAGAGAUGUAUCAAGUGCUUUAAGAAUUUUCACAAAUAUUGCUAAUGGGACAACCCUAACACUAAGCACGUUAGCAAUUAUAAAUAAUAGCCUUUAUUUAAUACAGCAUUAUGAUGAGUUGUCAUCCAUCGAUGUUCUUAUGCAUUUAGCUUCUAUCGCUUUUUGGACAAAAGGUGUGUUUACAUACAAAACAGCAGGUACCUUAAUCAGAGAAGCAGAAAUACAGGCCUUUAACAAUAUUAACAAGGAACUGAGUCCUGAAGUGCAACGGGAAUUAAAUGAAGUGAGAGGCAGAGUCCAGAACGAUGCCAGUCUUCUUCGUCAGUUUAUUGCCGCUUCUCAAUCCCAAGUAUCAAUUCAAGAAUACUCCCAAGUUUUAAUUGAUGGCAUGCGUUAUUACGAUACUGUAAGUAAUAUGAGCCCAGAACAAAUAGAAGCGUUCGCCAGUUUGCGAAAUGUUUUAAGUGAUGAUAUGCACCUCAUUAGGGGUCUUCAAAGAGUAUCUGAAGCGACCAAUUUAAAUAGACAGGGCACAGUCGAGCUGGUUUUGGAUAUGUGGCAACGAUAUGCAGACACUAAUUUUGGCAGAACAGGCGACAUUACUUUGAGGGGAGGUAAUCUUGUCUUGGGUAGUGCUCCACCAAUUCAAAUUAAUCAAAUGCCAGAUUUAUCAGUUUCUAUGAUCCGUUUUUUCGGCGAGCAUUUAAGCAAAAUUGAUGGCACUACUACCAGUAAUUGGUCUGUUCCUGAUUUGUUAACACUUCAGAGCCGAGGUUUAUUUACUACUUGCCAAGCCACAGGUAUAUGCAGAACUGGACAUUCGACUAUAUCUUUAAAUGGUAAAUUGGAAAUAAGUAUUAAGAAAUUGCUGAGUUUGAAACCUGCUACUUGUGAGCAAUUGUUUGGUAUGAUAUCUCGAUUAACGGAUAAUCAGUGCAGCGCUGUAAAUCGUCUACCUGCAGAUGUGGUUAGAUUAUGCGUCCGCGAACUCAGGUUACGGUUUGAGGUUCACAGAAGAGAAAGUGUCGAAUGGGCCACCAGAUGCGUAAGCAGUGAAGUUAGUUUACGUAAUAUUGUGCAGGGCGAUCUGAUGCCACACGAAAGGGAUCGACUUUAUACAUUUAGAGCGGACGUGGACAUGGUGAAAGCUGAUCUAUACAUGAGCGACUUAGUGAAGUUUGUCGCUGAACAGAACCCAAGAAAUGUAAGUGAAUUGGUCGCUUACAGCGAAUUUGUAAUGACGUACAUCGAAGAACUAUCGGGAAAUAUCCUUGACGACCUUAAUAAUGGUAGAAGACAGCUUCCAGCUCAAAAGAAAAAGAAAGUUUGGAUACGAGAACAAGCCGCCCGUGAAGCAUUUGAAGACACGAGCGCCAUGACGCAGAAGUUAAAUGAUUUACUCAACACAGUGUCAAAUAACGACAUGGUCGGUGUUCAGACGGUCGGAAGUGGCCUAUCAGAUACAGAAUUGGUGGCAGCAAUCCGUUCAAAUAGAAUAAGGUUUGGUGGACGGAUAUCUGCUGCUUAUCACAUCUAUAAACAUAGUACGGAUCCAGUAUCAGCAUAUGUGGACCAGGCCAAUAGCACCAUACGUUCAUCCGCCGAUCAGUAUACGGUGACUAUAGGGCAAGAAGGCAACACCAGGCUAAUUUCGUUUGCAGAUGAUAACGGCAGCUGUAUUGUACUCGAAAGCAAUGGUCGCGUUUUACUCUGUAGCUUUAGAGCUACUGGCAGACAAUAAAACAAAUGCCCAGAGUUGACGCGGGAGAAGAAUAUAUAUACCUAUAACUUAACCUACUUUUGUAACAUAAAGCAAUUUCGCGUGACAUGUAAUUGGCCAUUUACAUCCUUGUCUAUGUCCAAACAUGUUUUUAUAAAACAAUGCUGUGCUUAUUUUAUCAAAAAGGAUUAGAUUUUGCAAAGCUUAUUAUGUACGCAUUUUUGUAUGAUUUUUUUUACUUUUCUUGUUUGUACUCCAUAUUGUUAGUAGGCAGGCAUUUAACGCAUUUAAUCGCACUUUAAUAAUUCUACUCUGUAACUGUAGGAUUACAUGUAAUAAAGUAUCGCUUGUAUAUCUAA
Messenger RNA from Pieris rapae (cabbage white), 3624 nucleotides. RefSeq lists its product as uncharacterized. The coding region runs from base 689 to 3286 and encodes 865 amino acids. The transcript is spliced from 3 exons. The record is from RefSeq and is a predicted model, not a curated record. Lineage: Eukaryota; Metazoa; Arthropoda; Insecta; Lepidoptera; Pieridae.